This is a messenger RNA of Tachyglossus aculeatus (Australian echidna), 972 nucleotides long. RefSeq names its product msh homeobox 1 (gene MSX1). The coding region runs from base 7 to 903 and encodes 298 amino acids. The record is from RefSeq and is a predicted model, not a curated record. Gene Ontology annotation, molecular function: DNA-binding transcription factor activity, RNA polymerase II-specific; RNA polymerase II transcription regulatory region sequence-specific DNA binding. The transcript is spliced from 2 exons. Gene Ontology annotation, cellular component: nucleus. Lineage: Eukaryota; Metazoa; Chordata; Mammalia; Monotremata; Tachyglossidae. Gene Ontology annotation, biological process: regulation of transcription by RNA polymerase II; embryonic morphogenesis.
CUCUGCAUGGCCCCGGCUGCUGCUAUGACUUCUUUGCCAAUCGGGGGGAAAACCGAAGAGUCGCCCGCGUCCGCCUUCAGCAAGCCCGCCGCGGGGGGCCCCAUGGGGGGCGAGGAGGAGGGCGACAAGCCCAAAGUGUCCCCGUCCCUGCUGCCUUUCAGCGUGGAGGCCCUGAUGGCCGCAGACCCCAGGAAGCCCGGCGGAGGCCGGGACGGCCUAUCCGGCCUCGACGGGCCCCCGCUGGCCACCGGCCCGUCGGGGCAGACCCUCAGCCCCAGGGUCGGAUCCUUAUCGGGGCCGGGGGCUUCGGACGCCCCCCUGCCCCUCAACGCGCAUUUUUCCGUGGGAGGACUCAUAAAACUGCCGGACGAGGCGCUUGUCAAACCCGAGAGCCCCGAAAAGUCGGAGUGCGGCCCGUGGAUGCAAACCUCCAGAUUCUCGCCUCCCCCCACCAGGCGCCUGAGCCCCCCGGCCUGCACCCUGCGCAAACACAAGACCAACAGGAAACCCCGGACGCCCUUCACCACGGCCCAGCUGCUGGCCCUGGAGCGCAAAUUCCGGCAGAAGCAGUACCUGUCCAUCGCCGAGCGCGCCGAGUUCUCCAGCUCCCUCAGCCUCACCGAGACCCAGGUGAAGAUCUGGUUCCAGAACCGGCGCGCCAAGGCCAAGAGACUGCAGGAGGCCGAGCUGGAGAAGCUGAAGAUGGCAGCCAAGCCCCUGCUGCCCCCGGCCGCCUUCGGCCUCUCCUUCCCGCUGGGGGCACCGGCCGCCGUGGCGGCGGCCGCGGCCGCGGGAGCCUCCCUCUACGGGGCCUCCGGGCCUUUCCAGCGCGCCGCCUUGCCCGUGGCUCCCGUGGGACUGUACACGGCGCACGUGGGAUACAGCAUGUACCACCUGACAUAAGGCGGAGGGCCCGGACGAAGGCCCCGGCCCGGCCCCCAGCCUAGGACGCAUCUGAACGCCCGGCAAAAC